Molecule: messenger RNA, 5449 nt
Organism: Scophthalmus maximus (turbot)
Lineage: Eukaryota; Metazoa; Chordata; Actinopteri; Pleuronectiformes; Scophthalmidae
Gene: kcnk12
Product: potassium channel, subfamily K, member 12
Exons: 2
Coding region: 585-1817 (410 amino acids)
Biological process (GO): potassium ion transmembrane transport; stabilization of membrane potential
Cellular component (GO): membrane
Molecular function (GO): potassium ion leak channel activity
Source: RefSeq, a predicted model, not a curated record
UAACACACGCACACGCACACACACGCGCACACGCACACACACACACACACAAGCACACGCACACACACACAUCUGCAACUUGCAGACAUUUCGAGCGUCAUCGCGGUCCUGUGCGGAGAGACGUUUUGGUGCAGGGGACCCAGAGGAUACUUCUGCUGCUGCAUGCAUUUGCGCACAGAAGCGCGCGUUGGUUGGAUCCGAGCUGCAGUCCACUUCCCACCAGCUGCAUUGCCUCACAACUGAGAAAGAGAGAGAGAGAGAGAGAGAGAGAGAGAGAGAGAGAGAACGUGUCUGUUAUGAAAACUGUGCGCCGGCUGCUUUUCCUCCUGAACUCUUUCGUGGACCCACAGGCUUAAAAUCGACACGCGCGGCGGGGUUUCGUUAGUUUUGUUCAUGCGUAAACCUGUUCCGACCACGGACACCAUCACUCCACAACUACAAUGAGGCAGCGUGGGGCGCCGAGCAGAGGAGAUGCUGCCCGCGGGCUGUAGAAGUGGCGGACAGUGACUUCCAGCGGACGAGUGGAUGCCGCCUCUGAUGUGGAGCUGGUCGCUGUCCGGAGCGCGCGUGGUGCUGAAAUUUGGAUGAUGCCUGACCAGCGGGCGCAGGGCUGCCGCUCCCUGCACCUCAACGAGGACAACGGCCGCUUCGUGCUGCUCGCCCUCCUCAUCGUGCUCUACCUGCUGUGCGGCGCCGCGGUCUUCUCGGCCAUCGAGCGGCCCUCGGAGCAGAGGGCUCACGGCCGCUGGAACGGGACGCUGCUCAACUUCAGCGAGACCUUCAACGUCAGCCUGCGGGACCUCAGCUCCUUCCUGCGGGAGUACGAGGCCGCCAUCGCCGCGGGCAUCCGGGCCGACGCGCUGAGGCCACGAUGGGAUUUUACUGGGGCUUUUUAUUUUGUUGGAACUGUGGUGUCGACUAUAGGUUUCGGGAUGACAACGCCGGUGACAGUUGCGGGCAAGGUGUUCCUGAUCUUUUACGGUCUCCUGGGCUGUGCGGCCACCAUCCUCUUCUUCAACCUCUUCCUGGAGCGCAUCAUCACACUGCUGGCCGUGGCGAUGAAGGCGGUGAGGGAGCGGAGAAUCAGGAACAGUGGUCUUCUGCCGCCAGGCAUCCGCCAUGACUUCUCAGCCUACUCCCUCCCUGGCUGGAAGCCCUCCGUGUACCAUGUGAUGCUGAUUCUCGGCCUGUCGGCCAUCACCAUCUCCUGCUGUGCGUCCGCCAUGUACACGCCUGUGGAGGGCUGGGCGUACUUGGACUCGCUCUACUUCUGCUUCGUCACCUUCAGCACCAUCGGCUUCGGGGACUAUGUCAGCAGCCAGAGUGCGGCCUAUGAGUACCAAAGCCUCUACAGGGUGGCCAACUUCUUCUUCAUGCUGAUGGGUGUGUGCUGCAUCUACUCACUCUUCAACGUCAUCUCUAUUGUCAUCAAGCAGGUGCUCAACUGGAUCCUGGAGAAAAUGAGCUGCCUGUUUUGCCAGCGCUGCAACAAGGCCAACGCCUUGCUGGGCAGACGCAACGCCAUCCGACCGGGCUCCAAGGGUCGCCAGGCUCGCUUCGGCCAGCCGUCUGACUCCGAGGAGCCUUGUGAUAGUGACACUGAGGGACGCAGACUAUCGGGGGAGAUGAUCUCGAUGAAGGACCUGGCAGCCUCCAACAAGGUGUCGCUGGCUUUAAUGCAGAAGCAGCUGUCUGAGUCAGCCAAUGGAUAUCCCCGGACGGUGUGUGGCAGCUCACGCCAUAAUGGCUUCUCCGGGGGGGUCGGCGCCCUCGGCAUCAUGAACAACAGGCUGGCAGAGACGAGUAACUCCAGGUAGACGACUGAGUGAGGCAGGAAAACAAAGUGUGGGAGCUCUUAGUGUCAUAUACUGUGUAACACACCACGAGGCUGAGCUCCACACGAAAAAAAUGCAAGGCUUUUGAAACGGAUCACCGGUGGAACUUUUUAUGCAUGAUAUGAUUUUGUAUUUUUUUUGAUUUGGAUACUUUUGGAAUUACAAGCCUGAGGUGAUAAUACAGGUAAUGGGGGUGAUGGUUUUGGUGACGAUGGCAUGAAGAGAGAACCACAGAAUCAACGAAAAACACCAAGUUGACUGGGAAGCACGGGGACCGACCGUCUGCCACUUCAUCGACCUCCAACCCAACCAAGAACAAACCACUGAGUAUCUCUAAAAUACCAGUCUGUUAUGAUCAAUACAUCAGACGUAUGUGACUGAAAUGUUCUGCUGUCAAGGAGCCAAGGGAAAUAUGUAGUGUUAUCUUUAUUGUUUGGUGAGUUUGCCAGUUUGUUUGAAUGUACAUAUUUAAUACUGACAUGAACAUGACAAGUAAUCACUGAACGAUUUAGCACAUACUGAUCUAUGCAUUAUAUUUCCCAUGCAUUUUUUGCACCAUUUCUACACCUACAUCUGUAUUGAUUGUGCAAUGGCCAUUCUUUCUUGACACGGGUCAAGGUUUACCCUCAGGUGAUUCCUUUCAUUUCUGGGGAAGGGAGUGUGGAAAGAGGCGUUUCUAAGCGUGGCAGUGAUGUAGAUGAUUUGGUCAGGGCUGUCGCGAGGGGAGGUUUUAAAGAGAUUAAGGGACUAGAAAGAGUCGUUUGCCACUGCUCGAGAUGGAGAAAAGAGCGGAGCUGAAGAAUGAAAAUCCGUUUCUCCUGAGAGGGGAACUGGCCUCCUUAUCAGCUCCAAACAUGCUCUGGCGGCCCUAGACUUUGACUUGAAGGGUAAGAGAAGGCAGCUCCCAAACUGUUUUUCAAGCUCACAGAUAUCUGCCAGGAAAACAAAGGAUAAAGGCGUGCAAUGUAUUAAUUACUCUUUGAGUGAAAAAUGUAGACCUAUGUAUUUGCGAAGGAAAAUAAAUGAAAAGUGAGUUUAUUUUAGUUUGAAGUGAAACAUGAGGGGAAGGGAGGAGAAGGAGGCAAAAAUAUGGAUGGCUUCAUCCCGUAGGCGCAUUAUGUUAAAUGAUGCAGAUCGAGCGUAGCCGGGUCAAUCUCAGUUGCUCGUUGGGAACGCGAAACCCCUGAAGGAUUCCCCUAACUUGCAUUGAUUUAUCUUUCGUGGAACUUUUUCGGAUUUCAUUGAGGGAGACUUUGCAGAUACUUUGCUCUCUCUGUAAAAACCAAGCAUGAUCCAAAAGCCUGCAGAGGCUGAUUUACCUCUUGGUGUCAGCGUAAACGUGUAGCUGAGAUUGAAUGGAUUGUGAGGGUUUUUUCGGACGAUGCGGUGCUUGACUGUCAGGCUUCGUUUUCCAUGUCGGACUUGUGCUAUCUCUUCCAAGACAUCAGUGAUGGUGUUUAAUAUUUGUAAACAGCAAAACAGAGGGGGAGAUUGAUAGUUAAAGGUCAGGGAGACGGCGACAACUUGGACGGGAUCAAAUCCAAAUUCACACCCGAUGCAUCGGCCUCUCAAAUGAAAUUUUCCUGGCAUCUGUCUUCAUCGUCUAAUAUCCUUGCAGGAUGCUCACUUAGUCUUUUCCCUGUUAUCUCUGCAUUCACUUCACACACACUGCACCAAAACCCUCCUGCUUCCCUUUUUCUUGCAGAUCCCGGCUCUCUCCUCACGCUCAUCACCAUGACACUGUGAAUACGAGACAUGUCAUGAAUGUGUAUAUAUAUAUUUAAAAAACUGGAACAUCUUAAAAAGCACUCUUACACUAAGGCAUGACAUGGAUCUGUCCUUUGUUGUAUUUCAUCAUUUCAGAGCGUAGAGAGCUGAAUAAUCUCCUUUACUCCCCAGUCUCACCAAGAAUAGAGAAAAUGACUCAGGUAGUUAAAUCUUCAGGCUUGUCUUAGUUUUUUCCUGCAUGCCAUUAUGGUAAAGCCAUACAAGUUAGAUGUAUAUAAAACAGAGGACUCUUUAAAGUCUAUUUUUCUACUUCCAGUAUAGCUUUCAAAUAUCUACGUGUGGAUGACUGGAGGGAGUCGUGUUUCACCGUCGGUCAACGGGCUGAUCAGAAGCAGCAUUCAGAACUCACCUACCCUCUUAACAUAUAAUUAAGUUUACCAACACAGGUUUCUUCCAAGUGUUAAAGAUUCAUUUGAGAAUUUUGUGAGUUAGAUGAGAAAAAAUUGCAGUAACUAUGAAGGUAAAGAUUAGCAUUGAACCCUCUUUGUAUUCAAAGCUAAGCCGACCAGCUGACGGCUGUAGCUUCGUAAUAACCAAUACACAUAAUUCCGAAAGAUUUUCAUUUUGUUCGUCAACAUUUCCCAGUAGAAAGGCUCGUGAACGGCGCAGUGAGCAUAUGUUGGUGAUGCGGAGCUUGCAGUGCCGGGGGGGCUUCGAGUGUUGCCACGCUGUUAACUGUGUCAUUGCAGACGCGGAAAAGUGUCGGGCCCUGUGACAUUAAUGCAGGAGUAUGGCCAUGCUGUAGCAAAUGGCAUACUGCUGUUUCCCUGCUGCAAUGUGUCACAAACGGGGGAGGACGUUUUGCUGACGUGUCUCUGGGAUAAUGAUUCAUGACUGAUGUUAUACAGUAUGUGAACCAUUUCCCCUCUGAGGCUUUACGGACGCAGUGGGAGAGGUUUAAGGAUUGCUAAGGGAUUUUUUUACCAGCUCUGUGGCCGUCUGCCUUGUGCAUCCCCACAACCUUGCUUUCGACAAAGAGCAUGUGUGUGUCCGUUUGUGUGUCCAACCCAGUGUGUAAAAGAAUGAACAUGAAAAUGAAUGGACUGUGAAUGGUAUUCGAAAUGCUUCCCUAAACAUAUAACCCCACCACCGUGAAAGGUAUUUUACUCAACAUUAAUAUCCAUUAGGACACAUUUUCCUUAAGACUGAAACACAUCAAGCUUUGAAGACAUUGAAUAUGAGUAUUUCAUGUUUGCUCACCUAACAUGCAUGCGUGUCUUGAAAUCAAUUGCCUUACUUUAGUCCUUGCAUAUAACAAAAAAGGUUCCCUGUUGAAAAAGAUCUCAGUGUUUAGAGCUUGUGUGUUGUACCUUCCAAUCCUUUUGCAUUUUGCAAAAUUGAUCUCCAUUGAUUGCAAUGGUUUUAACUGCACUGCUGUCCCCUGCGUCUUCUGUAAGAGGAGGCAGGUGGUCUUUACUGUACGUUUGUUAUCAGCAGCAAAUGCCUCCAUAACGUGAUAUCGCUGAUUCAUAUUUUUAAGUGUAAGUAAUUCUCUCAUGUUCUCGUUGAACACGAAAAUUAGAUUGAUGUGAUGCAAAAUUUCAAGGUCCUCACUAUUUGUACAUAACUUGGGUGAACAUAGCAGACCUGGAUCCCGGGCGCGAUGAGAUUCGGAGAGAGUGAAGUUGUCAGCGUUAAUUUAGUCUUUAAUUCUUAAAAAUCAGCACUGCCAGUGUGUUUCUCCUAGUCGGCACAUUGUUCUGUAUUCACACUGGAAAAUUUGAUCUGUAGUCAACCGCACGGUGACUGUGCAAUAGCUCCGUUAAAGUGACAUGCUCCAUAACUGUUACAUGUCCCAUAAUAAAACUAUUUGUUUGAAAAAGGCA